AUGAGUGCAAUUUGCAACAUACUCAAUGUAGUAUUGCCUCCAUUGUCAUUGAUUAUACUCCCUAUCACCAUGAUACCUUAUCUUUUCUUCAAAUUGCUUCUUCAUGUAAAAAAAAUGGUGUACAAAGAAAACAUGGCAAGAAAAGUAGUACUAAUCACAGGGGCAGCCUCAGGAAUUGGGGAGCGAAUAGCUUACGAAUAUGCUAGACGAGGAGCAAGAUUGUCUCUUGUUGACAUUAGAAAGGAGAAUCUUGUAGCAGUGGCUGAAAUGGCAAGAUCUCUUGGUUCCCCUGAUGUUAUCAUCAUUGGCGCUGAUGUUUCCAACGUUCAAGAGAGUAAACAAUUUGUUGAUGAUACAAUGGACCACUUUGAACAACUGGAUCAUCUAGUAAAUAAUGCUGGAAUCGGAAUUCCAGUGUUGAUAGAGGAUUGUUCUGAUAUUACUAAAUACACUUCAACUAUAGAUAUAAAUUUCUGGGGAGCAGUUCAUGGGACUUUACAUGCAAUCCCACAUCUCAAAAAAAGUAAAGGAAGGAUCGUAGUGAUUGCUUCGACUUGUGGAUGGUUCCCACUUCCAAGAUUAAGUAUCUACAAUGCUAGUAAGGCGGCGGUAAUAAGUUUCUUUGAGACUCUAAGAAUUGAACUUGGUUGGUCUAUUGGCAUAACAAUCGUCACACCAGGUUUUGUCAAAACAAAACUAGCAUCUAAGGCUUAUGAAGAUGAGCCUAGUUUUAGAAUAAUUCCAUUGGGGUCAGCAAUAGAAUGUGCCGAAGACAUAGUGAAAGGUGCAUGCAGGGGAGAUAUGUAUGUGACAAAUCCUUCAUGGGUCAAAGUGUUGUUUCCUUUUAAGGUGUUUUAUCCUGAGCUGGUGGACUGGGUCCAACAACACAUCUUUGGACUUUUCCCAAACCCUUCUUGUAAGAAAGGCAAUAUUAAGACAGAUUAA
Vicia faba (fava bean) is the source of this 945-nucleotide messenger RNA. NCBI's taxonomy places the organism in Eukaryota, Viridiplantae, Streptophyta, Magnoliopsida, Fabales, Fabaceae. The record is from the annotation of a GenBank genome assembly.